Messenger RNA from Centruroides sculpturatus (bark scorpion), 1068 nucleotides. RefSeq lists its product as uncharacterized. The coding region runs from base 121 to 966 and encodes 281 amino acids. Lineage: Eukaryota; Metazoa; Arthropoda; Arachnida; Scorpiones; Buthidae. The record is from RefSeq and is a predicted model, not a curated record. The transcript has 4 exons.
UAUUUUACAAAUUUUUAUUGUUAAAAUCAAUGGCAUUUUUGAUUUUCAUUAUUUCAAUAUUGUAUUAUAUUAAACAAUAAAAAUAAAAUAAUAAUAGAUUUACUGUAAAUUAAAAGAAAAAUGUCUACAAAUUUUAGUGCAAAUCAGUAUGAAGAUGCAUUUAUAUCAACGAGACUUUGUCAGUAUCAGAUAUGCAGAAAUUUCAUAAAAUGGCCCAAACGUCAAAUUGAAGGAACCAAACCAAUAGCUGAUGAUAAUGGUUAUCUGUUUACAAGAAAACCGAUAGAUCGAAACUCUCCUCGAAGCGAUAUUCAUAGUCCGUGGGAACCAAUACAUAAAGGUCCAGGUACUGUAAAGGGAAUUUCUGUAAAACCAGGAAUUUGGCUUGUAUCGGGUAGAAGAGCUAACUGGGUUGAAACUAAAUAUGAUAUCAGUCUAGAGCAAAAUACUUAUAAUUACGUUAAUAUAAAUAAUGCACAUAAUAUUAAUAAAAAGCGCUUUGACAUCCCUGGUUGUGGAAUGAAUUCAUGCAAUGAAGAUAAUAGUGACAAAUAUGAAGCACAGGAUUGCAAUGAAAAUAUAGAAAAUACUUCAAAAUGUGAUGAAAAUUUAAGUUAUCAUAAUGUAAAAAUACCAGAUAAAAGUAUUAAACAUGUUGAAACAUGUAUAGACAAGAAAUCGUGCAUCACUACAAAACCUAAAUCAAAUUCCUGUGCAAGCAAAUCUAUUAUCUCGAAAUUUGAUAUGUUAAAUCACUCUAGAAUAAGCUUAUUAGAUGAAUAUAAAUCGAAUAUUUCGGAUCAUAUUGCAUCUAUUGAUGAUAAAUCAUCUAUAACUGGUCCUUUCAAAAUGGAGCAAUCAAAAUGCCCAUCUGAAAAUGAUUUUGGUUCUCUGGAGAACUUGAAUGCAAAAGAAGAUUAUAAAUCAAUUCCUUCUCAAAUAUACUCCAUAAAAAAUGACAAAUAAGAUUAAUCUCCAUUAUAAAUAUAGUUGAAAAAAUGUUUUAGAUUAUUAUUUUUCAAAAUUACUAAGAAUUCUGGGUGAUUUUUAAAAUAUUAUUUUAUAAAA